This is a messenger RNA of Porites lobata, 3816 nucleotides long. The record is from the annotation of a GenBank genome assembly. NCBI's taxonomy places the organism in Eukaryota, Metazoa, Cnidaria, Anthozoa, Scleractinia, Poritidae.
GCUUCUUGCUUCCACUCACAGAAAUGCCAACCGCCUUUUCAGACAAUAACAGUAACGCCGAAAGACUCUAAAGUGACUUCCAACUGCUCGAUAGUGACCGGUGGAAAAGUACAAGACACGACUUGGCAGGAUCUUAAAAAAAUCCUCAAUGCCAGUAAAGGCCUAUUCUUACAACAAAUCGAUUCAAAAGAUGGAAAUGAGUCAUGUAGAUGUUUUUCUAUACAAUACGCAAGUAAGUAUUUUCUCUCUUUGCCCCUUUUUGAAUUCACGAUGAAGCAAAAAACAUGUGGCAUUUUUUCUGUCUCAUGUUACAUGUAUUAUUGAUGCAGAAUCCAAUGAAGGCCUCUUAACAUUUCAAAGGAGAUUUCAAUUCAGCUAAAGCAGUCUUUACGGUAAAAGAAAUCGUUAAACUAGAAACGAUACAUUCGUUUUGUCCGGCUGAAUCACGGUGCCUUAACUGAAUAGGUUAGCAUCGGAACAGAUUUGCUAAUUAAAAAUCAACAUCAAGGGCUAGGUUGGUCCGUAUUAGGGAGGGGAGAGUGAAGGAUAGCUUGAAUACAGCUAAUUCAAAAUGUUUACCUCCAGUAAAGCGUAGCCUGCGUGCAGACGAUAACUAAACUCUGAUUAACCAGAGUUUAAUUUCGUCUGCGCGCAGGCUAGUAAAGCGUAACUAGGCAAAACUGUGACCCAAUAGAACUAUGGGAAUUUUUGAAGAACCUAAUAUUUGCAUUUCCCUUUGGCUGCAGAAAACAAAAGCACGAGAACUGGUCUUGAUACCAAUACCUUACAGUAAUAAUCUUCGCUGGCGUGCGAUUUGUCCAGGAGUUGCUGUUUGAAACCUUUUACGCGGGCGAAAUGCGGAGCAUCUCGCAGCUUAUACGUGUCAUGCUCCCUCUUUUUAACUUUCAUCAGCUCCCCACUUUGCUCAAUAUUAUAGUUACAGCCGUGAAGCGCGUUCUUCUUUUAAAAAGUCAGGAUCAUUGUACCCAAAGUUUCUUUCGGUCCCCGUAUUACCUAUUGCGUGUUCCAGCUGUAAACUGUACAUUGUAACUGAUUGAAUGACUUAUGAGCCUAGGAAGUACAAGACUAAAAAUUUGUUGUCAGUUCCAGUUCAGAAAGUAUUUAAGACAAGGUCUCCCUUUGAGUACUCUUCUAACAAGACAACAAUGGAACUGAUUUGUACCUUCAAGGGAUUGCCUCGUCCUCGUGUAGUUUGGUACAAUCCAGAUUAAAAACAAAUCAUCAACGGAUCUGAAGGUUUUUACAUCUCAGAGCAGCUGGAUGGAGAGGAUACCUUAACUUCCCUUCUUCGUAAUGCUAAUAUCCAAGAAAAACACGAAAGGGAUUAUAAUUGCACUGCAACGAACAACAUUACCGGCUGGUCGAGUAAAAAAUCGAAGAUAAUUGAGCUGGAUUAUAGGUGUAAGUGGUCUGAUUAGUUAGAGGUAUGUUUAGAAGUGAACCCGGAUUACUGUAUACCAAGAGUCUGGAAGUGGGGGGGUGGUCCUGAUCCCGUAUUUCCGCUCUCUUUCACCACAAUCCCGCACCCCGAACUUCUGUCAUCUCUAUCCCGAAUACCGUUUUCUUUCAGAUUUUGGCGAAUCCCGCUUCCCGAGUAGCGGUCAAUUCCCGUAUCGGGUAAAGAAAUUGGGCGUUUUCCCGAAUCCUGCAGUGUAUUUCGGGCGAGUCCUGGAUCCCGAGAGUACCCUUCCAGAUCCUGUACAUACCCGUAUAUCGUUUUCUUUCUCAAUCUUGCAUCUGUGCUCAAAUUUUGGAGAGUCCCGCUUCCCCAGAAGCAGUAAAAUUCCGUAAAUUGUAAAUAUAUUAUUAUCCACUCCCAUCAGGGCUUUUUAGGGAUAAUUUACAACACUGGUUGGGGGACUUUGCCAGACUGCUUAAGGUGCAGUUUACAAGUAAUGAAGGAAUGAGUAAUGACCCCCCCGUACAUGAGCGUAUGGGGGAAGACCGUAUCCUGUUUAACGUUGCCCGGAUCCCACACUGUAUUUCAGUCAAAUCCCGGAGCCUGGGAAUACCCUUGUAGAUCCUGUACAUGCCGUCAGACGAAAUUGUCACGGGUGAAGUUGACAUUCUUUCUCUCCGAUCAGGUCUUAACCUGAGCAGGAGAAAUACAGCUCUUCGGUUGCCCUGCAGUCAACAGACAUUCCAUUCAGAGAGAAUAAUAAAUCCUUAAUGACUGGUCCAGAGGGAAACAAACAAUUUUGUUUUCCUGGAAUCUCAAUGUUUUCCGAGGCGAAACCGAGGAAAACAUUGAGAUUCGUGUUUUUUUAUAUAGCUGCAAAUUCAUUAAACCUCGCUGUAACGGCGGUCGUUGGUCAACAUUCGAGGGUAACAGUGCACUCUUACCCUCUGACGUCAUAAAUUUUGCAAUGUUGCCCGCUCAGAGAUUUUAGCGGUAAACAGUUUCAUUGUUAGAUCUCAUGUGACCUCGAAGUAACCAAUGAGAGCGCGCGCUGUUAAGAAGAUAUUUCCAGCCAUACAACAAUAGGCCACUUCCGGGCUCCAAAAACCCUCGCCUUCAAAAUGAGGCCAAGUGCACAACCUUUCUCGUGAAAAUGAGCUUUAUUUACAUGAGAAUGAAAAAUCAUUUCCAUAUCAAAGGCUGAGCACUUAACCUCGUUUUGAUACAGAGGCCCGGGGAACUGGGAAAUGUCCUAUUACGGUAUGUAAGAUAUUAGCUGCUUUCAGAAGCUUUAUAUCUCGCUAAAUUUUAAGUUCACUGUGGAUUAUGAAUGUCUCAUCCCUCGAAACGGUGAGAAAAAAUACGUCGCGGCUUGUGUAUAGCCACGGCUGCCUCAGACAGUUAACUUAAAGGGAUAAACUAAACAUUUCUUGCCACUACCCUCUUCCUCUCAGAAUCUAGGGAUCCUUAGCUUAUUUAUUUAUUUAUUUUAGAAAAAUAAUAGAUAGUGUGAAUGUCUUCUUUUUGUGCGGUUACUGAUAAUUAUCACGCAUAAAAAGCCUAUCCUUUGGUUAUAAUAAAACAUAACUAAUAAAUAAAUGGUUGAUUAAUUAAACAAAGUGCUGGGCUGUUCAUCCGCCAUUCUGGAUCGAAUUGAAGUUUGGAAAUAUUGCUUCAAUUUUUUGGAGAGGGGAUAACCGGAGUACACGGAGAAACAUCUCUCGGAGCAAGGGAGAGAACCAAUGACAAAUCAAAAACCCACGUGUGGCUUCGCCUGAAGAGGCUACAUUCGUGAGAGUGUUCUCCCUAAAAAAAAAAUAGAAAAAAAUUCUCAAAAACAAAUAAUCAGGGGGAUGAUCAACUGGGGGACAAAAAAAAUCCCUAGGGCUUCUAAUAACCCCCCCCUCCCCGAAAAAAAAAUUCCUACAAAAAAGUAACCCCAAAAAAUCCCAUGCCGAAUUGCUGAGACUUAAAAAUAUCGCGAAUGUUUGUUUUUGUUUAUUCAUCAUACCAUCCACAUCUGGAUGCCCAAGAACAUUUUGAGUACCCCAAAAACAUCCCUACUUAAAUCAAGCCACCCAAAAAAUACUUGCCAAAUCUUCUUACCCAAAAAAAACCAGAAUCGAAAAUUUCGAACCUCAAAAAAAUCCUUCGCUCAUCCCUGUCACUUGAAAUCAAGAGUACCUUCCUGGGGCAUCGCGUUGCCUCAUUUAUUGUCACAAAAAGGGGGCACGGUAAGGUAAAGGCUGUAGUCCUUUAAAGUUGCACAAUCGCACGGCAAUGAUCUUUAAAUAGUAUGUGAUUUGUUCAUAAUAAUAUCUGCCAUGUAUCUUCCAAUUUAUGCAGGUACCGGUCCUAAACAUCCGCCUAUUUCUCCUCCCGAGGUUUCAGUGACA